Molecule: messenger RNA, 2250 nt
Organism: Aspergillus saccharolyticus JOP 1030-1
Lineage: Eukaryota; Fungi; Ascomycota; Eurotiomycetes; Eurotiales; Aspergillaceae
Gene: catA
Product: catalase catA
Exons: 3
Coding region: 1-2250 (749 amino acids)
Biological process (GO): response to oxidative stress; hydrogen peroxide catabolic process
Cellular component (GO): cytosol
Molecular function (GO): heme binding; catalase activity
Source: RefSeq, a predicted model, not a curated record
AUGGCCAGCAUCGUCGCAGGAGGCCUUGAGCGUGCCCAGGAGGCCGUCAAGAGCGCUUCCAACAAGAACAAGAAGGCCGUGGACCUGGAGCGCGACACCGUCGACGUCACCACCGAGCAACGCCAGACCACCGAUCACGGGGUGCCCAUCAGCAACACUGACAAUUGGCUAAAGGCAGUGGACGGUGACCGCACUGGUCCCUCUUUGCUUGAAGACCAGAUUGCUCGGGAGAAGAUUCACCGGUUCGACCAUGAGCGCAUCCCCGAACGGGUGGUCCAUGCUCGUGGCACUGGCGCCUUUGGAAACUUCAAGCUCCUUGAGAGCUGCGAAGAUGUUUCCUAUGCGAACAUCCUGAAUGACACCUCCCGCAACACCCCGGUCUUCGUCCGCUUCUCCACCGUCCAGGGCAGCAGAGGCAGCGCCGAUACUGUCCGUGAUGUCCGGGGAUUCGCCGUCAAGUUCUACACUGAUGAGGGCAACUGGGAUAUCGUCGGCAACAACAUCCCCGUCUUUUUCAUUCAAGAGUCCAUCAAGUUCCCUGAUUUCGUGCACGCGGUCAAACCCGAACCCCACAACGAAGUACCCCAGGCGCAAACCGCACACAACAACUUCUGGGACUUCUGUUACCUCCACCCCGAAGCCACCCACAUGUUCAUGUGGGCCAUGUCCGAUCGAGCAAUCCCCAGGUCGUACCGAAUGAUGCAGGGCUUCGGAGUGAACACCUACUCCCUCAUCAACAAGGAGGGCAAGCGUCACUUCGUCAAAUUCAUCUGGACACCACAUUUGGGGGUUCACUCGUUCGUCUGGGACGAAGCCCUCAAGCUGGCUGGCCAGGACCCGGACUUCCACCGCAAGGAUCUGAUGGAAGCCAUCGACAACGGGGCCUACCCCAAGUGGGACCUGCAGAUCCAGACCAUUCCCGAGGAGAAGCAGGACGACUUCGAAUUCGACAUUCUCGACGCCACCAAGAUCUGGCCCGAAGACCUCGUCCCGCCCCGCACCAUCGGGGUCCUCGAGCUCAACCGCAACAUCGACGAAUUCUUCCCACAGACCGAACAAGUCGCCUUCUGCACCAGCCACAUUGUGCCCGGCAUCGACUUCUCCGAUGACCCGCUCCUGCAGGGCCGCAAUUUCUCCUACUUCGACACGCAGAUCAGCCGCCUCGGCAUCAACUGGGAGGAGCUCCCGAUCAACCGGCCUGUGUGUCCGGUGCUCAAUCACAACCGCGACGGCGCCAUGAAGCACCGUAUCACCAAGGGCACCGUCAACUACUGGCCCAACCGAUUUGAGGCGGGCAAGCCCGACGGCGCCGCCCCCCAUCACGGGCAAGGGUUCGAAUCGUAUCCCGCGCCGGUCACGGGCCGCAAGCGCCGCGGCCUGAGCCCAAAGUUCCGCGAGCACCACAACCAGGCCCAGCUCUUCUACAACUCGAUGAGCGAGCACGAGAAGCUGCACAUGAUGAAGGCGUUCAGCUUCGAGCUCGACCACUGCGACGACCCCGUCGUCUACGACCGCCUGGCCGGCACGCGCCUGGCCGAGAUCGACCUGGGGCUGGCUCAGCAGGUCGCCGAGCUCGUUGGCGCCCCGAUCCCCGAGAAGGCGCUGCGCCCUAACCACGGCAAGCGCACCAUCCGCCUCUCGCAGACCGAAUUCCCGCCCAAGGAGCCCACCAUCGCCAGCCGCCGCAUCGCCAUCCUGAUCGGCGACGGCUACGACCCCGUCGCCUUCAAGGGCGUGCAGACCGCCGUCAAGGCCGCCAGCGCCCUCCCCUUCGUCAUCGGCACCAAGCGCUCCCCGAUCUUUGCCGAUGGCGAGUCCAAGGAGACCUCCAAGGGCAUUGUGGCCGACCACUACUACGAUGGGAUGCGGUCCACCAUGUUCGAUGCCACCUUCAUCCCGGGCGGGCCCCACGUCGAGACCCUGCGCAAGAACGGCCAGAUCAAGUACUGGAUCGCCGAGACCUUCGGGCAUCUCAAGGCCCUGGCCGGUACGGGCGAGGCCGCCCAGCUGAUCAAGGAGGUCAUCGGCAGCGUGCUCGACGUGGAGGUCGCCACCGCCGACAAGCCCGACCCCGUGGAGUGGUACGGUGUCGUCACGGCGGGUAGUCCCCAGAAGCCCGAGAGCAUUAGUGAGACGAUCAAGAUCCUCAAGGACGCGAAGGACUUUGUUGGCAAGUUCUUCUACCAGGUCAGCCAGCACCGGAACUACCAACGCGAGUUGGAUGGGCUGGCCUCGACGGUGGCGUUUUAG